AUGUCGUACGCUGCUUCUUAUGCUUUGUACAACUACUACCUCGUUGAUCCUUCGAAGGGCCACGACGACUACUCCAACCUGCGUCUGAUCCGUGCUUUUGAGAAGGGUCUCGACCCAAAGUCCUCCGAAGCUGGUUUCAUUCUGACUCACAUUCAUAUGGUUGCUCAGACUGGCAAAUUGAUCGAAGGAGCUGCCAAUGUCGUUGACGCAGUCUCUGCAGCCCGCAACGAGCAGAAAGAUGAGCAUGCUAUUGCUGACGCUAAAGCUGGCCUUCAGUCUAUCCUCCAAGCCAUGACUAUCAUCGAAGCGAACAUGGAGAAGAUGUGGGCCAACUCUUUGCCAAAGGAUUACAUGACCUACCGCACUUUCAUUUACGGCAUCACCAACCAGUCCAUGUUCCCUGACGGGGUCAUCUACGAGGGCCAAUAUGACGACAAACCUCAAUUCUUCCGUGGAGAAUCUGGUGCAAAUGACAGUAUCAUCCCUCUCCUCGACCACGUGUGCGAGAUCCCCAUGCCCGAGAACCCACUCACCCAUAUUCUUCGUGAAUUCCGUCAAUACAGACCAAAGCCUCACCGCGAGUUCUUGACCACCAUCCGUGAAAAAGCUGCUGAGGUCGGCGUUCGCGACUUCCUUACCAACACCGGCGACUUCAGUGCUGUGGUCUUGUACCUGCGUGUACUCGACCACAUCCGCAGUUUCCNNCGCUGGCGCCACUGGCAAUUCACUCGCGAGUACAUCAUCAAGCGCACCUCGCACCCCGUCGCCACUGGCGGCAGUCCCAUCAUUACAUGGCUGCCCAACCAGCUUUCGGCAGUGAUGCAGCUGAUGGAAGAUGUCUGCAAGGGCUCUGGUCUUUGGGCUGUGCUUGCUGAAGGUGUUUGGAGUGGUGGCGGUGCUCAGGCAUCCUUGACCAAGAAGGAAUUCGACUUGAUCAAGGAUAUCAUGGAUAAUGCGGUGGACCAGAAGAAGAAAUUGGCAAAGGAGGUUGCUAAGUAUUGUCAAGACAGAGGUGUUGAUGCUACAAAGGUUUGA
This is a messenger RNA of Aureobasidium musti, 1035 nucleotides long. Lineage: Eukaryota; Fungi; Ascomycota; Dothideomycetes; Dothideales; Saccotheciaceae. The record is from the annotation of a GenBank genome assembly.